Molecule: messenger RNA, 7672 nt
Organism: Cuculus canorus (common cuckoo)
Lineage: Eukaryota; Metazoa; Chordata; Aves; Cuculiformes; Cuculidae
Gene: PPP1R16B
Product: protein phosphatase 1 regulatory subunit 16B
Exons: 11
Coding region: 462-2177 (571 amino acids)
Biological process (GO): regulation of sprouting angiogenesis; establishment of endothelial barrier
Cellular component (GO): cytoplasm
Molecular function (GO): protein phosphatase regulator activity; enzyme inhibitor activity; protein binding
Source: RefSeq, a predicted model, not a curated record
CCUGUAUCUGUAUAUUUGUGGGUGCAUGUGUCUGUGUCCGUGGGUCCCUGCUGUGACCAGAGUGGUGGCUGCAAUCACAGCACGGAGUUUCAGUAACUCCAGCCCUGUGCAAUCCUAGACUGGGCUGGAGACAAGCAUUUAAGUAAUAGUGUAGUCCGCUGCCUUGCUGGGUACCAUCAGGCACCCAGCUCAUCCACCCUGGAACUCUGGCUCGCCUUAUCUUGGAUGCAGUUGCCCUAUUGGGGCAGUGUUGAAGUGCCCUUGUGUGGCAUGGGUCGUUGUUUGAAACCCAAGGCACUGAAGAGGUUUCUACCAUACUCUCAUUGGACACUGCGAUGGGCCCUUCCUAGCUCAGCCUCAAGAUGCUGGUAUAGCAGCAGGUGGCUGCAAUCCAGAGGACCUGCACUGGGACAUUGUUUCCCGCUGGGACAUCCUUCCCCACAACUCUCCUGGCAGAAGCGAUGGAUGCCCACGUGGACCUCCUGACAGAGCUGCAGCUGCUGGAUAAGGUGCCCACACUGGAAAGGCUGCGGGCAGCCCAGAAGCGGAGGGCUCAGCAGCUGAAGAAAUGGGCGCAGUAUGAGAAGGAGAUGCAGCACAAGAAGCGGAAGCAUGAAAAGAAGAGAAAUAAUGUUAACCGAAAGAAAGUGUCUUUUGAAGCCAGUGUUGCUCUGCUGGAGGCUUCUCUUAGGAAUGACUUGGAGGAAGUGUGUUACUUGCUGAAGAGCAACAUCAGCCCAGACCUGUGCAACGAAGAUGGAUUAACCGCACUGCAUCAGUGCUGCAUAGACAACUAUGAGGAGAUAGUGAAGCUUCUUCUCAGCCAUGGGGCCGAUGUCAACGCAAAGGACAACGAGCUGUGGACUCCAUUACAUGCAGCAGCUACAUGUGGACAUAUCAACCUUGUGAAGAUCCUCAUCCAGCAUGGAGCAGACUUGUUGGCAGUGAAUGCAGAUGGCAACAUGCCGUAUGACCUCUGUGAAGAUGAGCCAACUCUGGAUGUCAUUGAGACUUGCAUGGCCUAUCAAGGAAUUACACAGGAAAGGAUCAAUGAGAUGCGGGCUGCUCCAGAGCAGGUCAUGAUCUGUGACAUUCAUGACAUACUUGCGACUGGCCAAGACCUGAACAGGACUGAUGCCCAAGGUGCUACGCUGCUACAUAUAGCUGCAGCCAAUGGUUACCUGCAUGCAGCUGAAGUCCUUCUUGACCAGGGGGCAAGCCUGGAUGUUAAGGACUGGGACGGCUGGGAACCUCUUCACGCUGCUGCUUUCUGGGGACAGAUGCAGAUGGCUGAGUUGCUUGUGUCCCACGGGGCUAGUUUGAGUGCCAGGACAUCUUUGGAUGAGAUGCCAAUAGAUCUGUGUGAAGAGGAGGAAUUCAAGGUAUUACUUCUGGAGUUGAAACACAAACACGAUGUGAUCAUGAAGUCUCAGAUGAGGCAUAAAUCCUCCCUGAGUCGAAGGACCUCCAGCACUGGCAGCCGGGGGAAGGUGGUGAGGAGGGCCAGCCUUUCGGACCGAACAAACCUCUACAGGAAAGAGUGUGAGAAAGAGGCCAUUGUCUGGCAGCAGCUGGGGGCAGCAGAAGAAGGAAGAAACUCGGGUCUCAUUGGAGAAAUUGGGGAGACUCGAUCUGACCAGGAGAACACAGACCCCAACUCAGUGCUGGAGAACUCUUCCCUCCUUCCGGAGUUAGCAAACAAAAGCACCCAGUGUGACUCUGAAAUCCCCCUCCAGAAUGGACUCAUGGCAUCAGCCAGCACUUACCAGUACACCUUUUCCAACGGGGACGUUUGGAGUAUGCACGCUGAGCCUGACAGUGACCCAGGCCACAUGCUGCCCUACAGCAAUCCGGGGCUCCCUGACAUGCCGCAGUACUGGGGUGCCUACAAGGAGCAUAACCAUCAAACGCUCUCUGAACUUAAGCGGCAGAGGGCAGCAGCCAAACUCCUCAAUCACCCUUUCCUCAGCACCCACUUUGGCAGCAGCAUGGGAGGAGUUGCCGAGAACGGGGGUGAGGCCAAGUCACACCUAAUUGGAUCCAGGACUUCUCCCUACAGCUCCAAUGGGACCUCGGUGUAUUACACAGUGUCCAGUGGGGAUCCACCCCUCUUGAAAUUCAAAGCUCCCAUGGAGGAAAUGGAAGAGAAGGUGCAUGGGUGCUGCAGAAUUUCCUAGUCCUAUCCGUUUCUCACCCCAGAGGAAACAAGAUGUAGGUGGGCUGAUUGGAUCCAUCACAACAGCCAGGUUGUUUGCAUUCCAAAGGGAGAUUAUGGUUAUGGACAUCCUGACUGCAGCGGCCUCGUUCAUCUUGAAUUGUACUUUACCCUUAAAAUUACUCCCAUUGCAGUUGAAUGAGUGAUGCAAGGGGAGCAAGAAGGGAUGUGCAUCCGUAUGACGUAAAAAGAGGCAUCCUAGUCCUGCUCUCUGGGGAAGAAGGUAUGGCGCACUGCCUCCCCAUCCUUGGGAAGUCAUGAGAUGCCUUGGAACGAAGAAAGGAUCUGAAUUAAAAUCUUUGCAUCUGAGCCUCUUGCCGUAAGUCACCAAGGUUCUGGAAGGUGAUGGCUCAGACCUGAAUUUUCACUCUUGGGUGAUCCAUGUAUCCUGGCGGGGCGAUCAGCCCUGACAUGGGAUUUGCAAGAGUGGACAGAGCUGUUUUCCGUACAGCUGGAUCCAGCACUUACGGGGCCGAAGCAGCAAGCAAGCGUAGAUGCUGCAUUUGCAUUAGGAGGUUCACAAGGUGUUACCUCCUUGCAGUCACAGCUCACCAUCAAUAACUCUGCACUCGCUGGGUCCCGUUCUGCUCGUGUAAACUCAUCACUGCAGACCGCCAUCAGGUUUUAAGCAGAACUUUUCCUGGAACAGGCUUCACUCAAUAGGCUUUAAAACUGAUGUUGCAAUAUGGGGCCCUGGCAAUAGAAUUUUACUGCAAUAAAAUACUGACAAAGGUCUAUAUUGGGAUAAGUAAUUUAAAAACCUUAUUUGUACUAUUUAGACUCUUAAUUUGUUAAAACUGAAAAGGCUUUUGCUGAUCUCACUUUCCUAUUGAUUCUGUUUAUUUAAUCUGUACGCUCAACACAGAUACUAAGGGCAGUAUGCUUUGUGUUCUGAUUUUUCUGGAUUUCCAGAACCACAGGGCUUGGGAGGGAUGAGGAGGAAAGGCUUGCCGACACUAAUCUAGAAACCUCAUGAAAGCGUUUCUAACCUCCCUAGAUGUUACAAGAUUUGAGUUAACCUGCAGUCUUUGGCUGACAAAUAAAUGUUGAACAUUGCAGCAGAGCAGGGUAUAUUUUUUUUGUCUAUUCUUCCAGCUCCCACGCUGAAGCAGUCAGCAGUGGUUGGCAGCUGUCAGAAGACAAAUAACUUGAUGUAUAAGGGAGUCACCUAGCACCAUGCAGGACUUAAAGCCUCUGUGCUGCAGAGCAGCUGGCACAUCACCACCAGGUUCUGGUGUAGUUCCUGCUGGCUCUGACAGACCAGAAACACCAGCAUGGUCUAACUAGGGGCUUCUGCACUGGUUCUUCAGGCUUUGCAUACCUGGGGAAGGUGAAAGGAGAGUGCUGGGGGAGGCAGCUCUGAGAAACUCGCCACAGUUGAGUUAGCAAGUUGUAUCUGCAGAAGUAACUAUAAAUCUUCAACUCUCUUUCUGCACAGAAGGGCUAUUGCACACUUAACUAUUUGCCUGCAUGAAUAUGUGUCUUCUUGGGCAGUUUAAAUUCCAAACUCUGAAAAUUUAAGCCUGUUUGGGUCCCUGUAAGUUGUCAGUGGAUUAAAUCCAGCUCACAUAGCUGUGCUUCAGCCAAGCAACAGCAAACGCAGCUUCCACCAAUCUUCCUUUUAGCCUGGCAGCUAUUAGACAUCAAUGUUACACUUCACAAGUAUGGUCCCUCUUUGGGAAUCCUCACAGCCUUUCCUUUUUUCUGGUCUAUAAAAAGUUGACUUAGGCUGCCAGAGACUAAGUGCUCCACUCUGCUCCCUAUCAAGCCUUGUCCAUCACUGGAACUGGAUAUUUUAUGAUCCAGGGCUCUAGGCUCCUCAUUCUCAGCUCCUGGAGGCAGCAGAGGUGGCUGUGUGUCACCACCACAGUUAAGCCACGCAGGAAACGUGUUGGGACCUGUGAGGGCAUUACCAGGCUAACGAUAUGCUCUUUUGAACUCUGAAGAUACGGUUUUCUUCCCUCACCAUUUUUAGGAACAAAUUAGGAAACGGUGAGGCUUGAUCUGAUUUGUUUAUCACCUCAGUUCAGUUAAAGGCAGGGGAGUUCUUUUUGUGUUUUGAAGCACUCAGAGAAGUUGGGCUUCCCCCAGUAUUGAAAUGUAUAUGCUAAAUACAGGAUUAGCAACUGCUACUUGUGCUUGACUUCACUUUAAGGGAUUUUAAAAGUCUUUCUGUAGUAGAAAGAUGAUUUGGUAACUGGACAGACUUUACUGCAUCUGUGUGUGGUUAACAGCAGGUUUUCUGAUGACGCUGAGAAAAUUCUGCUGGGAUAACACCAAGCGUAGCCUGGCUAUUACUGAAUGAGCAGGAGAUGAGCUUUCAGACUCUUCUGUUCUCCCACGGUGGUGAGGAUUGCCUCUCCAUAUCCAUCCCAAGGAGAAUUCUGGGCUCAGUGUAACAAGUUUAGGUGCUGCUAUCCACUAGGUUGGAAGUGGUGCAGAAUUCAGGCUCAGCUGUUGCCUUCCCUAACAGGGAAGAAGGAGUCAGACCCUUUUUGUUCCCCAAGCAAUAUCGCGCUAGGAAGUGUGUUUAAGCCUACCUAGCUCUGAGCAAAUGGAAGGAAGAUCGGUGAAUGCAAUAGUGUUAAGUAGUUUGAUGCUUGCUUUCCUGAGAGUUGUUAAUAUAUAAAAACCGUAGGAAGCCGGUCCGUUUUAGAUGAACAGCUCUUAGUCCAUUGGGAUUUCAUUCCACUUAUAUGUAAACACUCCAGGAACUCAUCACUCCAGCUGUGAUCUUGAGCAAACCAACAAUUGAUUUACUAUCAGGCAAAAGAUAUUUCAAGUUGUAGGUUACAAAACAACCCCCUAAUCAGACUCUGUAUUGUAAUUCUGAAUCUGACUGUAAUACAGCUCUUCUGGCUUUGUCACUGUGUGCCAAGAUGCUCCCUGAUGUCGGGUGUUGUCUGAUCAAAUGUAAUCCGUUCUUAUUCAGAUGAGAGAGUAGGUGACAGAUAAAUCUUCUGGGAUAGGUUUCACAGCCAUGCCAAGUGUUUGUCUACUGCUGGCUUUGGGUUGAAGUUGCAUCCAAGAGGGACUUGCACAGGCUGUUGGAGAGUGACCUAGAGUGGAUUCAUGCUUUUGGGUUGGUGACAUUUGGGAUACAAUGGUUGCUGCCUGUGGGGCACUGGCAAAUAACACUCCAGGAAGGAGCUAGCAGCUCAUGCUGCAUUCGGAGUUGGUGGUUUUGGGUCUCGGAUGAGCAGCUCUGUUAAAAUGGAUAUUUUACCUGCUUCUCGUCAACUGUUUUGUAGAGGCAAACAAACAGCCUUUUGGGGAACAACAAACACAGAUGAUGAUAUGUGCAUAGUAGGAGCCUACCUCUAGGGAUAGGGCUUUUUAAUUUUAAAAUUUAACAAUGUUAGAACACAGGGGUUUUUAUAUCUGUGUUUCAUCUGAGAUAUCUGUUUUAUAUCUGAGAAGGCCAUCUCAGUGGAAAGCUCUGAGGUACACAGCGGAAGGCACUUCAGUAUUUCAUUGGAUCUUAAUAUUGCUAAAAAGCUGUAGGAACUAGAAAUCAUAUUGUAACUGGCAUUUCUAGCACUUGGCUUAUUAGAGGAAGAUUUGGGGGGGUUAUGCUAUGCUCAUUUAGGCUCAAUAAACAUCUAAGCACAGAUUCAAGGUCAGAUUAGAGUCACGCUUUUGUUAGCAGUAAGCUAAAGGUGGCAGUUUGUACAGACUACGCAAACGUUUGAGAAUAUGGAUAUAUUGACGAAUCUGUUGUAGGCAGAGCUGACCAUGAGAAUAACCCUUCUGCCUCCAAAAAAAGGUGCGUCUCAAAACUGUCUCUGCUUUACUGAGCUCAACCGAGGAAGUGCCAGCACUGAAAUGUUAGGUAAGGGCUUAAAUACCAUUACUGGGAUAUGUUUGAUGCCAGACCUGGAUUUGGAUGUCAGAUCAUGUACCAAGUGAUGUGAUUUCAGCCCACUUUGUCUCAUUUCUGUGGUGCUCCAGAGUCUUAAAACCCUCCCAGUUUGUGGAAGAACUGACUGUAACUGAUGUGAUGCUGUAGCAUCUUGCAGGUGUGAUUGAAGAACCACAUGGAUGAGGAACUCCUGGUAGGGAAGGAAAAGGCAUGACAGGGCAAUGGCAAUGAUAGAUUGGUGCAAUACUUGAUUGAUGCAGUAAAUUCUCUAGUUCGUUCAUCAGGCAUUUAUUUCAUGAAAGCACUUACAAGCUCUCAAACGGCAUUACAAGUUCCGUUUAGCACCCUUUUGCUUUAAUCUUGGAGCUCUGUUUACCUAAAUCUUCUCUGCUCAAACUGAAUAAGCAAUGCCAUGAAAUAGGAAUAUCUUUAACGAGACAGCAAUAGCACUGGUCUCCAGUGAGCCAGAGAUGAACAGUUGUCCAUCUGCUGGAAGGUGUUCUCCCUACAUCUGGAUAUUUCUGUGCCUUAUCACACUUGCUAAAGAUGACUUGGUAACCGGUAUCUGGAAGGUUUGUGGUGAUUACAAUGAUUACACAGUGCUGUCCUUUAAGUUAUUUGCUCUUUCAGUUUCUCUCACGAUCACUGUUUCUCUCUCCCUAAAUACGUAGAAAGGAACUGUGCAGGGUCUUUAUUCUAAUUUAACACAUCGCGUUGACCUUUGUUAUAGCAGUUCUCUACAGGCAGAGUCCAGAACACGCUUGUAGUAGCAAGGUCUGGCCUCUUACUACAGAACACAGCUAGCAUUCACGCUUUUAUUCUGUUUUCCCUGUGGCUGUACAACAGAAAUUGUUGUCCCUGGUUGUUCUUCAGCUUUAUUCUGCUGUUUCCAUGUUGGCCGGACUGGUAAUAGACUUCUCAUGAGCAUCACUGGGUUCUUUAGCAACGCCUGCCAUGGCACAAUUACGAUCUCAAAUAUUUUGCUGUAUCGCAACUGCGGAAGCUAUAGUAGAGGAGACUUUGCUCAAGAUACCUGUUCCCAAACCUACACCAAUGCAAUGGUCUCCACCCGCAGCUGGAAGGGAGAUACGGGUUUUUAAUCGGUGCAGAUGCAGCCUUAGCGUUGCCACCUCUGCACUGUCAGCUCAGACUGCGGUGUGAGCACGGACUACAAGAGCAUCACAAGCCCUGGCACAGCUCGGUGUGACUGCCGCGCGUUUGGGAUGUUAACAAACGACGGCAAGCCUUCUGCAAUAAUCCGUGAUUCUUUCGAUCAGUAGUAAACAAUGUACAAAUAAAACUUGAUGAAAUGUAUUUUAUGUGUGUGUGGGGGGGAAAAAAUGUAAGAACUGUAUAUUGUAUUAGCAGCUUUGUGUAUAAAAUGGCAUUUUGGCAAUCAGAGUCUAAUAUAUUUAAAACUUUUUUUAAAAAAAAGGAUAUUUGAUAUUGUACGGAAUUGACUUUAUUGCUACUGUAAGAAUGAAAGGAUGGUUCCUUAACCUGUUGAAGCAAUGCGUAAAAUCUUAAAUUGUAUGUAAAACUCAUGCCAAAAGGGUAUGUCUGACAGUAUUAGCACCUGGCUCUGUGUCUUUAAU